AAGCGCUUCGAAUCCUUUAGCAAUUUCUUGAAAAGGCAGUAAUGGACUUAGUUUUUUCAGAACUAAAGUUUUCCCUCAUCUUUCCAAGAGAUUCAGGAUUCGAAUGCUACCCCAAAGUUUGCGUUUCAUCUUCAUUUUGAUUAAAUGCUAUAUAUAUGUAUAUAUAUAACUUCAGAGGCUUCAUGUUAUUAAAAGGAUUGUUGAAAUUUGAAGCAAAAGGAAAUAAAUAGAAAGGAUGUUGAGUUGUUUUUCGUGUUGUAUGUCCGAAGAAAGUGCUCGACAAGCGUCCUUGAAGAGUAAGAGUACUCGAAAGUACCAUGACACGAAGCCUUUGGAAUCCAUUGCCAAUAUCUCCAUGAAGACCGAAGGUAGCAGGAGGAGAUAUUUGGCGGACGAGAUCGAAAAACUCGGAAAGAACAACAUCUCAACCGAUAUUUUCACAUUUAACGAGCUAUCGGCCGCCACUCAAAACUUCAAACUCGAUACUUUGAUCGGUGAAGGUGGCUUUGGGAGGGUGCACAAGGGCCACCUAGAGAAUAAAAACAUUGAUGUUGCAGUAAAGCAACUUGACAGGAAUGGUUUCCAAGGGAAUCGAGAAUUUCUCGUCGAAGUUCUUAUGUUGAGCCUUCUUCACCAUCCGAAUCUCGUAAAUCUAAUCGGAUAUUGUGCCGAGGGAGAGCAGAGAAUAUUAGUCUAUGAGUACAUGGCCAAUGGCUCCUUAGAAAAUCACCUCUUAAAUAUAGACUCGGAUAGAAAGCCACUCGACUGGCAAACCCGGAUGAAAAUUGCUCAAGGCGCAGCAAAAGGGCUCGAGUACUUGCACGAAACAGCUAAUCCUCCGGUAGUUUACCGAGAUUUCAAAGCUUCAAACAUACUCUUAGACGAAAAAUUCAACCCCAAACUUUCCGAUUUCGGGCUAGCCAAGCUAUGUCCUAGUAACGAUGUAAAAAACUAUGUUUCGACACGAGUAAUGGGAACUUACGGGUACUGUGCACCCGAAUAUGCAGCCACCGGACAACUCACCACCAAAUCCGACGUGUACAGUUUUGGGGUCGUUUUUCUAGAAAUGAUCACCGGUAGAAGAGUUAUCGACAAUACGAAACCAAGUGAGGAGCAGAACUUAAUCGAAUGGGCACAACCUUUAUUCAAGGAUAAGAAAAAGUUCCAUAUGAUGGCUGAUCCGUUGCUCGGAAGGAAUUAUCCAGAAAAAGCGCUUUACCAAGCGCUGGCUAUUGCUGCAAUGUGCCUGCAAGAAGAAGCCGAUACUCGGCCAUUGAUAACCGAUGUUGUGACAGCACUGCAAUUUUUAACUGUUGGCAAGGAGAAUGAAGGAGAAGAUAAUAAUGGUGAUAAAUAAGGUGGAGGGAGCUAUGGGUUUUCCAAAUUAAUAUGGUGCUUGCUGCUACAAAUGUUGAAUAUACACUAAACUGCACAGUGCACAUAUUUUUUAUUUUUUAUUUUUUGGCAGCAGUAUGUAAAUGUAAAGCCAUUGUAUGGAGAAAAAAAUAGAUAAUUCAAGAUUGAUUAUUUCAUAUUGUGAAUAGAAUUU
Molecule: messenger RNA, 1549 nt
Organism: Striga asiatica
Lineage: Eukaryota; Viridiplantae; Streptophyta; Magnoliopsida; Lamiales; Orobanchaceae
Source: the annotation of a GenBank genome assembly